Drosophila obscura is the source of this 1486-nucleotide messenger RNA. RefSeq names its product gustatory receptor for sugar taste 64f (gene Gr64f). The record is from RefSeq and is a predicted model, not a curated record. NCBI's taxonomy places the organism in Eukaryota, Metazoa, Arthropoda, Insecta, Diptera, Drosophilidae. Gene Ontology annotation, cellular component: membrane. Gene Ontology annotation, biological process: sensory perception of sweet taste; detection of chemical stimulus involved in sensory perception of taste. The transcript has 7 exons. Bases 16 to 1425 code for a protein of 469 amino acids. Gene Ontology annotation, molecular function: sweet taste receptor activity.
CAGCCGCAACGCAGGAUGAAGUUUCUGCCUGCAAAACUCGAACGAAAGCUCCAUCGCUUGAAGAAGCACUCGAGGUCACCAUUGAAGCGAAAGUUGGAUGUAAUGCACGAAAAUGCCCGCAAUAAGGUGUUUCAGCAGAGCUGCGAUGCCUACAAAGAUCAUAAGAAAUCGGAGUAUGAGUGUCGGAAACGCACGACAAAAAUGGCUGGCGGCUCGAGGGAAACAUUCCUUAGUGAUGGCAGUUUCCACCAGUCCGUGGGAAGGGUGCUGCUUGUGGCAGAGUUUUUUGCCAUGAUGCCGGUAAAGGGAGUGACAGGAAAGCAUCCGGGAGACCUAAGCUUCUCCUGGCGCAACGUACGAACUGGCUUCAGUCUGGUAUUCAUCGCCUCCAGUCUGGCAAACUUUGGACUCUCCCUGUUCAAGGUGUUGAACAAUCCCAUUAGCUUCAAUAGCGUCAAGCCCAUCAUCUUUCGCGGCUCUGUGCUGUUGGUUCUCAUUGUGGCUCUUAGGCUGGCGCAGCAGUGGCCCAAUUUGAUGAUGUACUGGCAUGAAGUGGAGCAGGGCUUGCCGCAGUAUCCAUCGCAACUGGCAAAGUGCCAGAUGGGACACACCAUUCGGAUGGUUAUGCUUGUGGGAAUGAUGCUUUCCUUUGCGGAGCACCUACUCAGCAUGAUAUCGGCCAUUAAUUAUGCAAGCUAUUGCAAUAGCACCGCUGACCCCAUCAAGAACUAUUUUUUGCGCACCAACGAUGAGAUCUUCUACGUGACCAGCUACUCCACGACCUUGGCCAUGUGGGGAAAGUUCCAGAAUGUCUAUUCCACGUUUAUAUGGAACUAUAUGGACGUGUUUGUGAUGAUUGUCAGCAUUGGUUUGGCAGCAAAGUUUCGACAGCUGAACAAUGACUUGAAAAACUUUAAGGGAAUGCACAUGGCGCCUUCAUACUGGUCGGAGCGUCGCAUUCAAUACCGAAACAUUUGCAUAUUGUGCGACAGAAUGGACGAUGCCAUUUCCCUCAUCACUAUGGUAUCCUUUUCGAACAACCUCUACUUCAUAUGCGUUCAGCUUUUGCGUAGCUUGAACACCAUGCCGUCGGUGGCCCAUGCAGUUUACUUUUACUUCUCCUUGACAUUCCUCAUUGGUCGCACGCUGGCUGUGUCUCUGUACUCCGCUAGUGUGCAUGACGAAUCGCGGGUUACUCUGCGAUAUCUGCGCUGUGUGCCAAAGGAUUCAUGGUGUCCGGAAGUCAAGCGCUUUUCGGAGGAGAUUAUCAGCGAUGAGGUGGCACUCAGUGGCAUGAAGUUUUUCCAUCUCACACGAAAGUUGGUGUUGAGUGUGGCAGGCACUAUAGUCACCUAUGAGCUGGUGCUCAUUCAGUUCCACGAGGAUAACGGUUUGUGGGACUGCAAUCAGAGCUAUUACUCAUAGUUCAAGAGAGAGCGUUUUUGCAUAAUAAAUAAAAAAUCAUCUUGCACUUGCACUUUAUUAU